This is a messenger RNA of Hemisphaericaspora subhashii, 2949 nucleotides long. RefSeq lists its product as uncharacterized. Lineage: Eukaryota; Fungi; Ascomycota; Pichiomycetes; Serinales; Debaryomycetaceae. Gene Ontology annotation, molecular function: triacylglycerol lipase activity. The coding region runs from base 1 to 2949 and encodes 982 amino acids. The record is from RefSeq and is a predicted model, not a curated record. Gene Ontology annotation, biological process: lipid metabolic process. The transcript has a single exon.
AUGUCAGAUAGUUUAGCCCUUAUUCCAUUACAACCAAGACCACUUCAACUUAAUGAAAUUGUACCUGCCUUAUUUGAACAAUAUCAUGAGAUAAAACCACAAGUAAAACAACCAAAUGGUAAUUAUAAUUGGAUUAAAUCAUUUCCAAUUAUAAAUAGAUUCUUUGGGGGUCGUAAUGAGAAAAGUUUACUUAUUAGACAUUUAUUAGAACAACAAGAAUUGGCUACAAGUUAUCAAACUUGGUUAGAGAUUUCAUUAAAAUUAGAUGAAUUAAUGGGAAAUAAUACUUGGAAAUCAGAUCCUAGAUCAGAAUUAUAUGAUUUUGAGUUAGUUUAUAAUAAUUUACAAGAAAUGAGAAAGGCAAGAUUAUCAGGUGAUUAUAAAUUAUUAUUAUAUUUGGUUAGAACAAAAUGGGUUAGAAAUCUUGGUAAUAUGGGUGAUAGUCAUUUAUAUAGACAUUCAUAUGUUGGCACUAAGAAAUUAAUUGAAGAAUAUAUUCAAGAAUGUAAAGUAAGUUUAGAUUAUUUACUUAACAAUAAAGAAGUUGAUUUAGAUGAUAGAUACCUUUUAGGAAUGUUGAUUCAAACUAGAAAAAAUAUUGGUAGAACUGCCUUGGUUUUAUCUGGUGGUAGUACAUUUGGUGUUUUUCAUAUUGGUGUAUUAGCAACAUUAUUUGAAAAUAAUGUUCUUCCUCGUAUUAUUAGUGGUUCAUCAGCAGGUUCAAUUAUGGCUAGUAUUUUAUGUUCUUAUUCUCAUGAAGCAACUUUAGAAAUCUUGGCCAAUUUUCCUAGAGAUAAAUGGGAUAUUUUUGAAGUUGAAGAUAAAGAAGAUAUUGCAAAUUUACCUACAUUUAAACAAUUGUUACAUUAUUUGGGUCAUUUCAUUAAAUAUGGUACUUUAUUUGAUAUUGUGGGUUUACAAAGAACUAUGGCCAAUUAUUUGGGUGAUUUAACCUUUAGAGAAGCUUAUAAUAGAACUGGUAAGAUUUUGAAUAUUAGUGUUUCACCAGGUACUAUCCAUGAACAAAGUAAAUUAUUAAAUUAUUUAACUGCACCUAAUUGUUUAAUUUGGUCAGCUGUAUGUGCAAGUUGUUCAUUACCUGGUAUUUUUCCUUCUUGUAUUGUAUAUGAGAAGAAUCCCAAGACUAAUGAAAUUCAUGAAUGGAAUAAUGAUGUAUCAACCAAAUAUACCGAUGGGUCAGUGGAAAAUGAUUUACCAAUAGCUAGACUUUCAGAAAUGUUUAAUGUUGAUCAUAUUGUUGCCGUACAGGUAAAUCCCCACGUUGUUUCAGUUAUGAGAAUCUCAGUUAAUAAUAUAGGAGGAGAUGUUGAAGGAGAAUUUCAUCAUAAGUUAAAACAUGGAUUAACUAACGUUUAUGAUUUUGUAUCUUCAGAAAUUGUUCAUUAUUUGCAAAUGUUAGGUGAAUUGGAUGUUGGUAAAGAAUUAAUGAGUAAAGUAAUCGCGGUAUUAUCACAAAGUUAUAGUGGGGAUAUUACUAUUAUGCACAAAUAUAAAAUGUUAGAUUUAUUAAACUUAUUCAAAAACCCAAAUGAAGAAUUUUUAUUAGAUUUCUUCUGUCGUGGUGCUAAAGCUGCUUGGCCAAAAGUUUCAAUUAUUCAUAAUAAUUGUGGGGUUGAAUUUGCUUUAGAUAAAGCGAUUUCAUUAUUACGUGGGAGAAUCAUCACUUCAACAAAUAAUAGAAUCAGUUAUAGCAUUCAUAGUGAAGUUCACAAGAGUUUACUGAUGCAUAAAGGAUUACCCAAAUCUGUUUCAUUUCAUAAAAGAAUCCCACCUGGAAUCAAAAGACAUAAUUCAGCUUCUGGAAGCAUUGGCUCUAAACGGAAUAUCUCGGCAAUUCUUAGGACAAAAGGUUAUCCAAUUAGCAGUAAAGGACAAUUGAAUAUAUCAGUAUCUUCCGAAGGAACAGGUACAAGUUCUCCAAAGAGAAAGAUGAUUUCAAGCUCUUCAUAUCUGCAAUUAUCCAACAAAAUUCAUGAUGAUGCAUCCACUUUAGUCAAUGAUGAGAAUGAUUCGGACGAGAAUCAUCAACAACCACUGAGACAACAGCUAUUAACCAAAGCUCAAAAAGAUGCCACCGAAGCUAGACUUAAAGUCCGUAAAGCGAAAAGUUCAGGAAAUUUCAGAUUUAAUAUUGAUCUGUAUUUAAAUAGUCAACAAGAAAAGAAUACCGCUGCAUUCAAGAAAUUCAAAAAUGAUCGGGUUCCAUUAGAUGCCAAGUCGAAUCCUUAUCUCGAUGACGAAUCGUCCAUGUAUUCAGUAAAGAACGUCGCGGGAUUGCCAGCAAUGCACGUUAGAGGAAAUAGUACGAGUAGUCUCAGAAGUGGAGAUCUAGCCACAGUGGAAAUCUUGGAACCAGAAUCUUCAGCAUUCAAAGAAAAAGCUAAUUUGCCAAGUAGAUCAAGAUCCAAUUCUCAUCAGAAUUCAUAUAUUGGUUUGAAUAGAUUGAAAAAUGAACGGUCUUCAUCUAAUUUGCGUCAAUAUAGUGACUCAACAACUGCGGGUGUCGUUGGAGAUGAUGAUACAUAUAGUUUAAACUGGGCGGCUUUAGAGAAGAGUAUGGCUGACAAAUUAGGUGAAUUACAUAUCGAUGGCCAUGAUGAGGACUUGUUUGAAAUCCCAAAUGUUACUUGGCAACAGGAUGAUGUGGAUGAGCAAGAUUUGGCUGAUGCUUUGGAUGACGAGAAUUUUGAAAAUGCGGUUACAGAAGAAGAAGAGGAUGAGGAAGAAGAGAGUAGUAGUUUGAAUGCUGAUGAAGAUAAUCAUCAUCAACCAAGAGAGUAUGUGGGAAAAGUAGAAGAGGAUGAAGGAUAUCAUAAUGAUGAUGAUACUUUGGAAGAAGAAAUCGCCCCACAUGCUGAUUUAGGACACUCUGAUCUGAUUGAAUCUGAAGAACCUGUCAAUCAAUACUAUGGAUCAGUUUUUAGCUAG